AUUUUUUAAAAUGGAUAAUAACAGUAUGCAAGGAUCUCCAAACGAGGAUUAUAAGGCACGGGCAUCUUCAAAUGUACCUGAGAUGGAAUGACAAUCAGAGUUUCUUAAAAAUCUCAAAAAGAGGCAUAAUACUCAAGCACCAAAUAUGGAGGGAAUUUCAACUAGUUCAAUUCAUGAAGAAAUGCAUGGAGCCCAGACUUCAUCUAGGUUUGAUUUUCCUUCUCAAAAUUUUUCUCAACAUUUGGGAAACAGCCAAACAAUGCCACAAAAUUUUGGAGAAAAUCAGUCUGUCUCUCAAAGUAUGAGUGGACACCAAGCUAUACCCCAAAGUUUCCAGAAUAAUCAGCCUUUAAAUACCAAUCAAUAUACUCCAUUUGGAGGCCCUCAGAGUCAAAAUAUGAAUACAGACUUAUCCCAAAUCGGAAUGACUCAACCCGGGGUACAGCUAGACAACAACAUAAUCCUCCAAGCCAUCAACGUUCUGAACAUGGCUAAACAAAUGGGCCUUAACCUAGACCAGACCCAGCCUCUCUCCCAGCCCCAAGUCCCCUUCCAAAUGUCUUCAUUCCCACCUCAAGCCCAGCCUAAUCCAAACUCCUCACACCAAAACUCCUCGAGGCAUUCUCAAAAUCCUGAUCCAGCACCGUAUAUGCCUCAGGCAAACUCUAAUGCUGAACUUAAAUUAGUUUAAUGA
Messenger RNA from Moneuplotes crassus, 694 nucleotides. NCBI's taxonomy places the organism in Eukaryota, Ciliophora, Spirotrichea, Euplotida, Euplotidae. The record is from the annotation of a GenBank genome assembly.